Condylura cristata (star-nosed mole) is the source of this 1654-nucleotide messenger RNA. It is a transcript of the gene COX15, whose product is annotated as cytochrome c oxidase assembly protein COX15 homolog. The transcript has 9 exons. Bases 1 to 1242 code for a protein of 413 amino acids. Gene Ontology annotation, molecular function: oxidoreductase activity, acting on NAD(P)H, heme protein as acceptor. NCBI's taxonomy places the organism in Eukaryota, Metazoa, Chordata, Mammalia, Eulipotyphla, Talpidae. The record is from RefSeq and is a predicted model, not a curated record. Gene Ontology annotation, biological process: heme A biosynthetic process. Gene Ontology annotation, cellular component: mitochondrial inner membrane.
AUGCAGCGCUUACUCUUCCCACCAUUGAAGGCUUUGAUGGGGAACCCGGGCGUCCGGCUGCUUGUUCCUAGGGCGGCUCCCAGGGCACAGUGUGGUUGCAGCUGUGGGAUCAGGCGCCCCUUGUGGCCAGGGCAAUACAGCACCAUCUCUGAAGUAGCUUUGCAGUCUGGAAGGGGUACAGUGACCCUUCCCUCAAAGGCUGCUGAGAAGGUAGUGGGCCGAUGGCUUCUGAUCUGCAGUGGAACAGUAGCUGGAGCAGUUAUUCUUGGUGGAGUUACUAGGUUGACAGAGUCUGGCCUCUCGAUGGUAGAUUGGCAUUUAAUAAAGGAGAUGAAGCCACCUGCAAGCCAAGAGGAAUGGGAAGCAGAAUUCCAAAAAUACCAGCAGUUUCCAGAAUUUAAAAUCUUAAAUCAUGAUAUGACAUUGGCAGAAUUCAAGUUCAUCUGGUACAUGGAGUACUCACACCGAAUGUGGGGACGGCUCGUAGGCCUUGCAUACAUCCUGCCUGCUGCCUACUUUUGGAGAAAGGGCUGGCUCAACCGUGCCAUGAAAGGACGUGUUCUUGCCCUCUGUGGUUUAGUCUGCUUCCAGGGUCUGUUAGGAUGGUAUAUGGUGAAAAGUGGGUUAGAAGAAAAACCAGACUCCCACGACAUCCCUCGGGUCAGUCAGUACCGCCUUGCUGCUCACCUGGGGUCAGCCCUUGUUCUUUAUUGCUCCAGUUUGUGGACCUCACUCUCACUGCUGCUCCCUCAGCACAAGUUGCCUGAAACCCGCCAGCUUCUGUGGUUGAGACGAUUUGCUCAUGGAACAACAGGCCUCGUGUUCCUCACUGCUCUCUCGGGGGCUUUUGUGGCAGGGCUAGAUGCUGGACUUGUUUACAACUCCUUCCCCAAGAUGGGAGAAUCUUGGAUCCCAGACGAUCUCUUCACCUUCUCCCCUAUUCUGAAGAAUGUUUUUGAGAAUCCCACCAUGGUGCAGUUUGAUCACCGGGUUCUGGGAAUCACUUCAGUUACCGCCAUCACCGCGCUCUAUUUCCUCUCCCGGAGGGUUCCCCUUCCUCGAAGGACCAAGAUAGCAGCAGCAACUCUGCUAGCUCUGGCAUAUACACAGGUGGGCCUGGGCAUUAGCACUCUGCUUAUGUACGUCCCUACGCCUUUGGCUGCCACUCACCAGUCGGGCUCCUUGGCGCUGCUCAGUGGUGCCCUUUGGCUCAUGAGUGAACUCCGAAGAGUCCCAAAAUAAUUCCAAGAGGAUCAACUUUCUAGAACUGAAACUGCUUUUGAGAGCUCAUCAGAGAGCACUAGAAUUGGGACUUUUCUAAGAGGAUGACCUUGUGGUUUCCAAAAUUGUUAUUUAAAAUUCUUUGCCUGAUUUUGAGACAGUCACUACAUAAGAAUGUCAUGUAAGUAUAGCAAUUUUCAUGUUGAAAAUCAGUUUUACUGUAGAGAAAGAAAUGUCUGCUGUUUGUUGCUGCUUACUAGGCUGUCUUAGGUUUUUUCAUAUUGGCAAGCUUGUUCUGCAGGCAUAAUCUCUGUACCCUUGAGUCAUGAUUCUGCCUAAGUAGAAAUUGUCUAUCCUUUUAAUUUCUGUCGGGUAAAUACUCAAAGAAAAAAAUUGAUACACAGUAAAGUAAUCAGAUAGUCCUCAGGAAGAA